Messenger RNA from Zasmidium cellare ATCC 36951, 1287 nucleotides. RefSeq lists its product as uncharacterized. Gene Ontology annotation, biological process: butyrate catabolic process; fatty acid beta-oxidation using acyl-CoA dehydrogenase. The coding region runs from base 1 to 1287 and encodes 428 amino acids. The transcript has 3 exons. NCBI's taxonomy places the organism in Eukaryota, Fungi, Ascomycota, Dothideomycetes, Mycosphaerellales, Mycosphaerellaceae. The record is from RefSeq and is a predicted model, not a curated record. Gene Ontology annotation, molecular function: flavin adenine dinucleotide binding.
AUGCUCGACUUCACCCUCUCCCCCUCCCAACAAACCCAACGCGCCGAAGCCCGCCUCUUCGCCACCAAAGUCCUCACCACCGCCCACGAAAGCUAUGCCUCCCUCCCCACGCAAAGCGAGCGCUUCCGCUCCAUCCGUCCCUUCUACCGCAUCGCGGUCCAGGGUGGCAUGCUCAAAUCCCAAAUCCCCACUCCCCUAGGCGGAACCUGCGACUCCCUCGUCGACGCGGCCAUCGGGCUCGAGGAACUCUAUGCGACGAACCCCAGCGUCACGUUGACGGUGGCGGCGACGGGGUUGGGGCUGACGCCGUUGAUCAUGAGCGGGAAUGAGAGGUUGCAGAAGGAGUUUUUUCCGAUGUUUUUGAGUGGGGAGGGAGAGCCGAUGGCCAGUUUGGUGCACUCUGAGCCUGGGGGGACGGCGAAUUGGUUGGAGGUUGGGGGUAAGGGGUUGCAGACUACGGCGAGGAAGGAGGGAGAGGAGUGGGUUAUCAAUGGGGAGAAGGUCUGGACGACGAACAGCGGUGGAUGGGACGGGGAAGGAGCGGACUUGCAAUGUGUGGUUUGCCGCAAAGUCGUCGACGGCCAAGUCAACGGCGAUGCUCCAGGCGUCAAUCCAGCGGCGUCUAUCAUCGUCCUCUGCGUCACCCGCGAGAUCAUCGCCGCCAACGCCAAAGACGCAUACACCAUCCUCGACGAGCCGGAGUUGAUGGGCCACCCAGCAACAACAGGCCCGCACAGCCGCUUCAACAAUCUCCGCGUACCAGCAAGCAACGUCCUCGCCGACGGAGAGGCAGCAGCAGCACUCAUCGAGCAAUCUUUCACAGCAUCCGCUGCGCUCGUCGGCUCGUUCUCUGUAAGCGUCAUGCGAGCCGCCUUCGAGGCAGCUCUCGACUUCGCCAAGAACGACACUCGCGGUGGCAGCGUGCCCAUCAUCCAGCGCCAGAGCGUCGCAGACCUCUUGACGGAUAUCAAAAUGCGGACCGACUCAAGUCGACUCCUGACCUGGAAAGCCCUCCAUGCUCUUGAGAAUGGGCCUGGAGACUUCAAGUCCCGCCAGGAGCUGUGUUUGGAGGCUAAGAUCUUUUGCUCUGAUAAUUGUGUCAGGAGCGUGACGGAUGCUAUGAGCGCCGUUGGAAUGACUUCAUAUCGAAAAGCCUCGCCCUUCCCACGUCUGCUAAACGACGCAAUGUGCUUGCCAUUGUUCGACGGAGGAAACAUAGGCAUCAGAAGGCGACAGAUUGAGAAGAUCUUCCAGGCGGAUGAUUAUGAUCCUUGGGCAUCGUUUUGA